AUGCAGUAUCUUUAUGCAGCAUUACCAGAAACUCUUGGACUCUAUCCUGCAGUUGUAGUGGAUGCGAAAAUUUGCCUUUUGGGUGAUGCUUUACCAGAUGGAUACAUUGUGAAAAAAGGAGACAUGGUUGCCUAUCAGCCUUAUGUCAUGGGCAAGAUGAAAUUCAUAUGGGGUGAAGAUGCAAGGGAGUUCUGGCCUGAAAGAUGGUUCAAUGAAGAUGGAGUUUUUCAACAAGAAAGCCCUUCACAGUUCACAGCUUUCCAGGGUGGUCCAAGAAUUUGUCUGGGAAAGGAACUCACAUACCGGCAGAUGAGGAUCUUUGCAGCCUUAGCUGUGACCCUUGCUAUACUCAUCUUCAAAAUCUUUGCAGCAAAGGAGAAACGAUACCGUCCAGUUGUGACUGAGCUUGCUGCCAAGUAUGGAACUUAUAGGUUGCUCAGUCCUUUCAGGAGUGAGGUCUAUACAGCUGACCCUGCAAAUGUUGAAUAUAUCCUCAAAACAAAUUUCCCAAACUAUGGAAAGGGAUGGCAUAACUACAGCAUAUUGAGCGACCUCCUUGGUGAUGGGAUCUUCACUGUGGAUUGUAAGAAGUGGCGCCAUCAGAGGAAAGUGUCGACUUAUGAAUUCUCAGCAAAGGUGUUGAGGGAUGUCAGCAGCAUAGUCUUCAAACGGAAUGCAGUAAAACUUGCACGAAUACUCUCUGAAACUUCAACCACUAAUGAGGCCUUUGAUAUUCUCGAUUUAUUCAUGAAGUCUACCUUGGACUCAAUUUUCAAAGUGGGUUUCGGUGUAGAACUGGAUAGCAUGCCAGGAUCAACUGAGGGGACAAAAUUUCCCAAUGCAUUUGAUGAUUCAAGUGCACUGACUCUAUGGCGUUAUGUUGAUAUUCUCUGGCCCAUCAAGAAGUUUCUGAAUAUUGGAUCUGAAGCAGCAUUAAGGAAAAAUAUUAAAGUGAUUGACAGCUUCAUGUAUAAACUAAUCAGCCAAAGGAUUGAACAGAAUAAGAACUCACCUGGUGAUGCUUCAGGUGAGGGGCUGGUAACCCAUUUAAUCCAGUCCAUUGUAGUGCUGAAUAUAGUGUUUGCAAUCUACCAUAUAUUCAUGGAAGGGCCCUUUUUGUUGAAUAUUGGCAAGUGUUGUAUUCUCAACAGAUUAUAA
Molecule: messenger RNA, 1158 nt
Organism: Macadamia integrifolia
Lineage: Eukaryota; Viridiplantae; Streptophyta; Magnoliopsida; Proteales; Proteaceae
Product: cytochrome P450 704C1-like
Exons: 6
Coding region: 1-1158 (385 amino acids)
Molecular function (GO): oxidoreductase activity, acting on paired donors, with incorporation or reduction of molecular oxygen; heme binding; iron ion binding
Source: RefSeq, a predicted model, not a curated record